This is a messenger RNA of Oncorhynchus masou masou (cherry salmon), 8518 nucleotides long. Its product is annotated as FERM domain-containing protein 4A-like. The record is from RefSeq and is a predicted model, not a curated record. Gene Ontology annotation, biological process: establishment of epithelial cell polarity. Gene Ontology annotation, cellular component: adherens junction; bicellular tight junction; cytoskeleton. Lineage: Eukaryota; Metazoa; Chordata; Actinopteri; Salmoniformes; Salmonidae.
CACACACCGUGUGCAAGAGCAGCAGAGUGGAGCGUAGCUAAGCUCAGAGAAUGGGCAGUUCUCUGAAUCAGAGAGAUACAUACUCUCCUAUCACCAAGACUAACAGAGGAGAGAGGGAGUGAGAGAAGGAGGGAAGACAGGACUGGGACUACUCAUACCCACUCUCUCACACAAACACACUCUAGCUCGCGAGAGCUGCUUCUCGGCUGGAUGCGAAUAGACGUUCUCUCUCUACACACACUCACACACUAACACACACACACACUGAGGGUCGUGCCAUGGUGGUGCAGGGGGCUGUAACCCCGGGUAGGACCCGCAGACUCAUGCUCAAACUACCGGUGGGAACAUUACGACGGAACAGUGGAGAGAGGAUGACAGAGGGGCGGCGAUGUCAGGUCCAUCUCCUGGACGACAGGAAGCUGGAGCUCCUCGUACAGCCCAAACUGAUGGCCAAGGACCUUUUGGAUUUGGUGGCCUCCCACUUCAACCUGAAGGAGAAGGAAUACUUUGGCAUCUCCUACACCGAUGAAACGGGUCAUUUCAGCUGGCUGCAGUUGGACCGAAGGGUUCUAGAACACGAGUUCCCCAAGAAGUCUGGACCCAUCGUACUGUACUUCUGUGUCAGGUUUUACAUAGAGAGUAUUUCCUACCUGAAGGACAAUGCUACUAUCGAACUCUUCUUCCUCAAUGCUAAGUCCUGCAUAUACAAGGAGCUCAUUGAGGUGGACAGUGAGGUGGUUUUUGAGCUUGCCUCCUAUAUCCUACAGGAGGCUAAAGGUGACUUCACCAGUAACGACGUGACGAGGUCAGACCUGAAGAAGCUUCCAGCUCUGCCGACUCAGGCCCUGAAGGAACACCCAUCUCUGGCAUACUGUGAGGACCGGGUGAUAGAACACUACAAGAAGCUGAACGGACAGUCCAGAGGGCAGGCCAUAGUCAAUUAUAUGAGCAUCGUUGAGUCUCUGCCUACGUAUGGAGUACAUUACUACACUGUUAAGGAUAAACAGGGCAUCCCGUGGUGGCUGGGCCUGAGUUAUAAAGGAAUCUUCCAGUAUGACUACCAGGACAAGGUCAAGCCCAGGAAGGUGUUCCAAUGGCGUCAGCUGGAGAACCUCUACUUCAGAGAGAAGAAGUUCUCAGUGGAAGUUCAUGACCCCAGGAGGGCGUCGGUGACCAGAAGGACAUUUGGCCACAGUGGUAUAGCUGUCCACACCUGGUACGCCUGCCCUGCUCUCAUUAAGUCUAUCUGGGCCAUGGCCAUCAGCCAACACCAGUUCUACCUGGACCGCAAGCAGAGCAAGUCUAAGAUCCAUGCGGCUCGUAGCCUCAGUGAGAUAGCCAUCGACCUGACGGAGACUGGCACUCUGAAGACAUCUAAACUGGCCAACAUGGGCAGCAAGGGCAAGAUCAUCAGCGGCAGCUCUGGCAGUCUGCUCUCCUCAGGUUCCCAGGAGUCGGACAGUUCUCAGACAGCUAAGAAAGACAUGCUGGCAGCACUGAGGGCCAGACAGGAGGCUCUGGAGGAGACACUCAGACAAAGACUAGAGGAACUCAAGGACAUCUGUAUCAGAGAGGCGGAGUUGACAGGGAAGCUUCCUAAGGAGUAUCCAUUAGAUCCAGGGGAGGAGCCUCCGACAGUCAGGAGGAAGAUUGGCCCCGCCUUCAAACUGGACGAACACAAGAUCAAGCCGAAAAGAGAGGAGGAAGAGCUAGAGCGUCUAGAGAGGGAGUUUGCCAUCCAAUCACAGAUCACGGAGGCUGCGAGGCGGUUGGCCGGCGAUCCGCACGUGAGCAGUAAGAAGCUGAGGAAACAGAGGAAGACGUCGUACCUGAACGCACUGAGGAAACUCCAGGAGAUAGAGAAUGCCAUCAACGAACACCGUGUCCGCUCUGGGAAGAAACCCACGCAACGCGCUUCGCUUAUCAUAGAGGAGGCCAACAUCGGCUCAGAGGACAGCUCUCUGUCUGACGCUCUGGUCCUAGACGACGAUGACCCCCAGGUGACAGGGACCCCCACCUUCUCUCCGGCAGCAUCUCCACAAAAGGGCCUCCCUCCCCGGCCUCCCUCCCACAGCCGGCCCCCUCCUCCCCAGUCCCUAGAAGGCCUUAGGCACCUGCACUACUCUCGCUCCGAAUACGACAAGUCCCCCAUCAAACCCAAGAUGUGGAGUGAGUCCUCGCUGGACGAACCCUACGAGAGGGUAAAAAAACGCUCCUCACACUCCAGUCACAGGCGGUUCCCCAGCUCUGGUACUUGUGGGGAGCCAGGAGGCAGUAACUCUCUGCAGAGUAGCCCCAUCAGGAGCCUUCCUCACUGGAGCGCCCAGUCCAGCAUGCCCUCUACCCCUGACCUGAGGACCAGGACCCCUCAAUAUGUACACUCCACCAGGUCUGUGGACAUCAGUCCCACCCGUCUGCACAGUCUGGUUCAGCACUUUAGGAACCGCAGCUCCAGCCUGGAAUCUCAGGGCAAGCUGCUGGCCUCCGACCCCGACACACACACUCACACAGACACCCUGGGAGCCCUGGGCAGCCCAGACUUCUUCCUGGCCCCAAGGACACGCAGCUCCAACGGCUCAGACCCGCUGGAUGACUGUUCGUCCUGUACCUCCCAGAGCAGCUCAGAACACUACUACCCUGGGGGAGCGCCAGGCUCCAACCCUAACUACUCCACCCUGGGAGAGGACUCCCCCUCCAAAGCCAGGCAGAGACAGAGGCAGAGGCACAGGUCUGCAGGUCACCUUGGUUCCUCUAACUCUGGCUCCAUGCCCAACCUUGCAGCCAAGAAUGGUUCAGGGUGCGGUGGUACGGGGGUGGCAGGGACUGGGUCAGGGCAGCAUGGGGUGUACCUCCACAGCCAGAGCCAGCCCUCGUCCCAGUACCGGAUUAAAGAGUACCCCCUGUACGUAGAGGGCAGCCCCAACCCGGUGGUGGUGCGCAGCCUGGAGAGUGACCAGGAGGGCCACUACAGCGUCAAGGCCCAGUUCAAAACCUCCAGCUCCUACACAGCCGGGGGGCUCUACAAGGAGACCUGGGGGGGCGAGGAGGGGGGAGAGGGGAGCAGCAGACUCACCCCGUCCCGCUCCCAGAUCGUACGGACUCCCUCACUGGGGCGAGAGGGGGGGAGGGGGAGGGCAGUGGUGUCGGACGAGCUGAGGUGUUGGUACCAGCGCUCAUCGGGCAGUCUAAAGGAGAGGAGUCACUGUGGCUCCAAUGCGUCAGACAGCGGCUCGUUGCAAGGCACUCUGGGACACGGACGAGGCAACAGGGUGAGGACGCUCGCCAAGGGAUCGCCAGCAGCGUCCCCUCACAGCCAGAGGAGUGUGACUCCCUCCAGUGAACAGGCUUCCACCCCCAUACCCCCCAGCAGCCCACAACACAUCCUCAACUGGCAGAGCGGGUCAUUCAAUGAUAGCUGUUUCCUCAGCAGUCCUCUGUGUUCAGAGCUGGCAGAUGUCCAGUGGUACGGACACGACAAGGCCAAACCUGGAACCCUGGUCUGACCUACUGACCACCACCCACUGAUCCUUACUGACUCAACCUCCAACAUCUCAACUGAUCCUUACAGCCCCCACCAACCUCUCCUCCAGUGCUGACUAGAUUGGCCUUAUCAUGGGCAGGAGACCCUCAUCCAUUCCUCCCUUCAUCCAUCUUUCCCUUUAUCAGUUUCUGUGUAUAUCGGGCUUGGCUGAACUAGGGGUUCUAGGACCAUCACGACUAUUGCUGUGGAACAGCCAACCAUAGCCUCCGAUCCUGAACUCUUAGCGUGAACUCUGACCUUUAAUCCCUGACCCUGAGUCUGCUCCAGUCUGAGCCCAAGGAUAACCAGGAAUGGGCAAGGGGGAGGAGGGGUAAACCCAGACUACACUCAGCCCACCAGGCCCUGUCUCAUAUCUACCCCUUACCCAAGUGUGCUGCCAGUGUGCUCCCAUGUGUUUUGGCUCAUGUUCUGAACCUUUUUGUGUGUACGCUUGAUCUGCUAGGUUCAUUCAUUUCAUGUUUCAUGUUUUAGUUUAUUUCUCUAUCGUUUUCUACAACAACAAAAUGCGGGAGAGACUCAAUUCACCCCUCUUUAUAAAAACCUUCAGAAUAUUUUUCACUCUUCAGAAAAACUGCAGAGUGGAUUAUUGGAGAAUUCUAGAUUAUCUGAAAGACUAGGCAAACAUACAAACAUUCCCAAAAAUCCUAAUCCCAAUCCCAACUCCUAUCCCACAACCAAAGAUCCAUCUGGCUGACCAAUGGCACCAGUCCCAUGGACACACUGGGAACACUGGUUUAUCAUACUGGGAGUUACACCCCACAUUACUAGGAGUCCUCAAAGGAACUGAAAGACUGAUCAAUUCUACUGGGAUCCUGCUCAGCACGUCUACUGGGAUGUCAGUAAUCUGAACUGGUAGUGUACAACAUACAGCCACACUGAUCAACUAGUUUCUUGUACUGGGAUGAUCCACACUUCUACUGAGCAGUGAGCUCCUGGACUGGGAUGUUUUGCCACUACUGUAUACUGGGGGACUGUGGUCAGCUGUACUGGGAGACUACGGACAGACUGGGGGCCCUGCUCAGCCAGAUCAGAGAUAGACGGGGACAGACUGGGGGCCCUGCUCAGCCAGAUCAGAGAUAGACGGGGACAGACUGGAGGCCCUGCUCAGCCAGAUCAGAGAUAGACGGGGACAGACUGGGGGCCCUGCUCAGCCAGAUCAGAUAGACGGGGACAGACUGGGGGCCCUGCUCAGCCAGAUCAGAGAUAGACGGGGACAGACUGGGGGCCCUGCACAGCCAGGUCAGAGAUAGACGGGGACAGACUGGGGGCCCUGCACAGCCAGAUCAGAGAUAGACGGGGACAGACUGGGGGCCCUGCACAGCCAGAUCAGAGAUAGACGGGGACAGACUGGGGGCCCUGCUCAGCCAGAUCAGAGAUAGACGGGGACAGACUGUGCCACAGGCCACAGACACUUAUUCAAGGUUUGGGUCCUGAAAUGCCAAGCCACAAUAUGCAAGGAAUCUCAUUGAAAGCCAAUGUCUUGAGUUUGUGAUGGUUGAAACUGUAGCUAUAUGUGUAGCAGUUUUCAGGUUAAGACCACAUAUAGUUUUGGGUGUUUAUUUCCAAUCAUAUCUGCAGGCUUUCAGUGGCCUAUUUCAUCUGGAUCAACCCCUUCGUUUCACUUCCUGGUAAGAAGUGAAAGCUGAUUGGAUGUUUAGGACUGUGUGUGUCUCCCACUCCUCUCUCUCUCUGGUGAUGGGCGUAUGCUGUGGAGCUGAUCGAUCACACAGCUGCAGCGAAGGGCACUCCCCUCCUUCAUAGUCGAGCUGCGCAUAUGAUAAAAUUGGUGAUAUGUUAAACACUUCUCGAGGCGUUGUGAUAUCUGACUCUGCGCAGUCCUCUGUUAAAAAUGGGAGGCAACCCAUAUUUAAGGACUGUCUCUGUGACAUCGAUCUGUCUGUCCAACUCCCCGAUUGGUCAUUGUCUCAGACACUAGGGUAGUAUAUUUGAGGGUAAACAUUUAGAUCAGGCAUGAGGCCUGUAAACUCCAGUGGGUACUCUUUUGUACAGGUCACUAUCUCAGGCUAUAUUCUCUCUGCCUAAAGUCUCUCCUAUCACCAGUCAGAACACACACAUCUUGUUUGUGGCACACACACUUUUCUCAUCAGUGCCAUCUAUAGUGGUGCUUAAAGUCUGUACUGUAACCCAGCACUGAAAACAGCCACUCACUAAAAUUACAAACCAUAUAACUACAAAUCCCACAGGGCCCGGUUCCUAGUCUAGCAGAGGAAGUGGCUGUGUUCGAGAGCAUCAAAACUAUGAUAUAUCAUGGGUACAUUGUGACUGACUGACUGAUCUACAAAUAAUAAUAAGUUAUUUAUGAUGAAAGGUAAUUUGUAGUCAGCAGUCACCUGCACUGUCGGCUGCAAUGUCGAACAAGCCCAGUGUCUGCUAUAUAGAGAACCUGCUUCCCAGAGCCAAAAGAACAUCAGGGGAGGUAUAUAUACCAAUCCGAGCUGGAUCUGCUAUGUGGGGUGUUGACUAUUGUAACUGUGUCAAGUAUUCAAUCUAAGUGUUGUUACCAGAGCACAACAUACACAGUUGCACACUAUGUAUGAAGACUAAAGGCCUACUAUAUAGAGAAGCAGUUUUCAUCUAGUUCUCAUCCUGGCUUUUUGAUACAUAAAAGGGGAUUAAGAACAUCUGCAUAACAACACAUUCACGAUGUAAAAUGUAAAUCCAGACUUUAUAUAAGAGUAACACACACAUAUCUAGAAUAUAAAUAAUGUCACCCCGGCACCAGAAGGGUGUUUAUAUCAUUGUGCUUUUAUUGUGCCCGUUCAAGAGAACUGGGAACUCAGAAAUCUCCGACGUCGGACUUCAGUGCGUUCAAGACAACUGGGAACUCGGAAAUCUCAGACGUUGGACUUCAGUGCGUUCAAGACAACUAGGAACUCGGGGAAAAAAACAAGCUCCAACUGGGAAAAUUUGUUUUGAACGGUCAUCCGGAAUUCCAAGUCGGAAACUCGGGGGUCAUCCUAAAGCUCCGACUUCUCCAACCUGAAGAUCACUGUCAUGAUUUGAUCUUGUUUUAUUAUGAGUUCCCAGUUGUCUUGAAAGCACCAUUACUGUGUAGGUAAUGUCAUCAAUGAACAUCAAUGAACUGACCUUUGUUUAGUAAUGGAGGCCAUCACCGUAUCCCGCUGUAACACAGCUGUGACUCAAAGAGAACGUGUAGUUCUCUUUAACUCUCGCUUACAUAGACCAACUCUUGUCACAAACAAAUUCUUAAGCGGGUAUUUUAAAGCACACCUUCUGGUUUUCUGCUGGGGAAAAGAAGCCUCUGCCCAACGUUGUUGUAAUGCUGUAUGUGUGGACAGUGUACAAAACCCCAAACAAAGCAAAGAAUUGCAGUCCUUCUCUCACUGCCUGUCCUUUGUAAAGGCUUAUAUUCUCCCUUGAGUCUUAAAAAAACAAACAUCUGAAAACAUUGUUUAUAUGUUGCACAAAAAUCUGACCCCGUCAAAUUAGUUGAACUUGCACCAAGCGGCAUGGUGGACUGAAUUGCCUUCAGUUUGAACGAGUUUCACGGCCCCCAACCCUGCCACACUGCAAAGUCCUGGUAAAAAUGCUGUGUUUCUUAUGAACUUUGAACUCCUGUUGUUUACCUCUUUAGAACCACAUCAGCUAGGCUAAGGCUCAUUAGCCUGACCAUUUCCCAUGGAUGAGACACCUCUGCUAGCUCACACCAUUCCAUGCAUGCUCAAAAAAACAAAAAUACUCCCCUUCUCAACUCACCUUUUCCUCCUAGACAGAGAAGCAUUCUAUAUCCAUGACAACACCCCCAAACCCCCAGUUUGACUUUUGACUCCUGGCCCCUCUGACCUUUGAACCCAAUGUGGUGAUGAUGUGUGCUGUACACUCUUCUAGGUCCCCUAUGCCCAUACUGUCUGUACUCCAUAGAAACAUAAACAUUUUUAUAGUUAAAGAUUAACUCUUUUAUCAACCUCUUUCCUGUACGUACUCUACAGAGGGGCACUGUAAGCCUAAGUGGGGUUUUUAACAUUCACUGUAAGCCUAAGUGGGGGUUUUAACAUUCACUGUAAGCCUAAGUGGGGUUUUUAACAUUCACUGUAAGCCUAAGUGGGGGUUUUAACAUUCACUGUAAGCCUAAGUGGGGGUUUUAACAUUCACUGUAAGCCUAAGUGGGGGUUUUAACAUUCACUGUAAGCCUAAGUGGGGGUUUUAACAUUCACUGUACGCCUAAGUGGGGUUUUUAACAUUCACUGUAAGCCUAAGUUGGGGUUUUAACAUUCACUGUAAGCCUAAGUGGGGUUUUAACAUUCACUGUAAGCCUAAGUGGGGGUUUUAACAUUCACUGAAAGCCUAAGUGGGGUUUUUAACGUUCACUGUAAGCCUAAGUGGGGUUUUAACAUUCACUGUAAGCCUAAGUGGGGGUUUUAACAUUCACUGUAAGCCUAAGUGGGGGUUUUAACAUUCACUGUAAGCCUAAGUGGGGGUUUUAACAUUCACUGUAAGCCUAAGUGGGGGUUUUAACAUAACCAUGUUCCUUUUUAUAUGAACCAGUAUUAGUUGUUUCUUUGGUUUUUGUUUCUAAAUUCUGACAUAGUAAAAAUCCUUUCAGGUGCUAUAUGACGACCAGUUACCGCUUUGUCACGUAGGAUAUAGACUCUCCUCAUUGUUGUCAAUAGUUUUAAUACGUUGUGCAGAGCAAAGACCAUCCCUUUAGGCAGUAGUACACCCACCACCAGACCAUAGAGCAUGUAACCUGAUUUUAUUGGUUCUCUUCAACUGUAACCUGACGGAAAAAAGGUGUUGUAGAAAAAAACUAUGUGGAAUUGACACAAAAAAAUACUGAAUUCCACAGUUAAUUUAUUCUUUUUUCUAUUAAGACUUUGUAUAGGAACUUUCCAUUUUUCUAAAUGGUGUUGUUGGCACCUGAUGAUGGAUUGUCCAGAUGAGAAGAAUUGGUGGUUUUUCAGAUUAUGAAAAUAAAUUAUUGCUGAAUGUUCUCAA